Fusarium proliferatum ET1 is the source of this 462-nucleotide messenger RNA. RefSeq lists its product as uncharacterized. The coding region runs from base 1 to 462 and encodes 153 amino acids. The transcript has a single exon. Lineage: Eukaryota; Fungi; Ascomycota; Sordariomycetes; Hypocreales; Nectriaceae. The record is from RefSeq and is a predicted model, not a curated record.
AUGUCCUCUCCCAGCAAAGCCCCCCAGCGCAGCGACAUGAUCCUCGCCAUGAACGACCCCUACAUGCGACAAAUCAUCGACGGCACCAAGACCUAUGAGUUCCGCAAGUACAAAAUGGCCGGUAUCAAGCGCAUCUGGUUCUACCGCACUGCCCCUUACUCCGCCAUAACUCACAUCUGCCCCGUCAACGAAGCCGUCACGAGAAACUCCGGCGACGCGCCACUGCCUGAAGAUGGGCUGGGAAACAAGGAGUACAAUGAGAAGGACGCUGAUUACGAGGGCUAUGACUUUGCGUAUCGGAUCAAUGCGGUUUAUGAGAUCCAGGCGGAGGGUGGACGGGGCAUUACUUGGGCGAUGAUGCGGGAUGAGCAUGGUAUGAAGAUUGCGCCGCGGGGAAGAGUCAGGGUCCCCGAAUCGAUGAUUGAGCAGUAUCGCUUGGAGGACCAGAAGAAAGUUCUGUGA